Moesziomyces antarcticus is the source of this 624-nucleotide messenger RNA. Its product is annotated as riboflavin-aldehyde forming enzyme. The transcript has a single exon. The record is from RefSeq and is a predicted model, not a curated record. NCBI's taxonomy places the organism in Eukaryota, Fungi, Basidiomycota, Ustilaginomycetes, Ustilaginales, Ustilaginaceae. Bases 1 to 624 code for a protein of 207 amino acids.
AUGAGGAUUGCGGCAUGGACGAUCUUCUCGUCGCUCUUGGUAGCGGCGGCCAGUGCACAACUUUCAGCCGGCCACGACGCCAGCUCGUCUUCCGUGCUUCUCGAAUCGCGCAACAUUGCCUCUACGACAGGCAGCGCUUUGCAACUCGAGCCGCGCGACGAGGAAGUAGAGAUUGACGUUGAGGAGGAGGAUGAAGAGGAUGUCGAAGGCGAUGCGAUCGAGGCGCGUGGUCGACGAAAGCCGCACCACCGCAACCACAAACACUCGCGUGCGGGCCGCAAGAAGAAUAAGCACAAAGCGCAUCACGCCGUGCCGUCCCCCGCCGGUGGCAAGGGCAAGUUCCACGGCAAGGGAACGUUCUUCAAGCCCAACCAGGGAAGCUGCGGCAAGUGGAACACGGUCAACGACCACAUUGUCGCGCUCUCGUCCGACAUCUACCAGGGCGGCUCACACUGUUUCAAGAGCGUCAAUAUCUGCCACGGUUCCAAGUGCGCCAAUGCAUACGUGGCCGACCUGUGCCCUGGAUGCAAAAAGACGAGCCUCGAUAUGACUCCCUCGCUGUUCAAGGAGCUCGCCGAUCCCAACCUGGGCGUCAUCGACAUUCAGUGGUCCUUUACCUCUUGA